GUUAUUGUUACAUUUUAAUAAAGUAUUAAACUGCUUCUAAAUACAGCGAGAUUUUAAUUUCAAAUCCAAUGAUGUACAGUUUUAUUACUUACUUAUGAAUUUCAAGAGCCGUUGGGGCAGCUGUUAUUAAUAACAAGAAGAGCGGUCAGACAAGGACAAGAGAAGUCGCCGGUAUGUCAGCAAUCUAAAGUGAACAUGUUGCAGCUUUAUUAUCGUCUUCUUUUAUAUAACGACGACCAUAUUACGUAAGAAUCAAUGUUGACACGCGCUGAAAUAAUAUCUAGAAGAAGAUUCAUAGAUUGUGCAUAUACAGUAGCAAUGUGCGUUUGAAACGAAUGCAAUCUGACCUUUGUUUCGUAGAUUUUCAGUAUAAAUAAUGUUUAACCUAACUGUGACAGACGAAAUUUUGCAAGAGCUGAAUGAUGAGAAGGCACGUGCGCUUAUUCCUGCCAUGGUGUUCUGUGGAUUGCUUAUGGCGUUUGGGACAGUUGGCAACAUUCUUGUUGUGUUCUUUUACGGUUUUAAGUCAAAAACUACUUCCGCCACGUGCUUUAUCUUAGCUUUAGCCAUUUUCGAUCUUGUAGCCUGCUUGUUUGGAAUACCAAUAGAAAUUUCGGAUAUGCGUCUGUUCUACUUGUUUAAAAGUAUACCUGCAUGUCGUCUGCUUGUUUUUGUCAACCAUUUUGCUGUAAUUGCUUCUGCAUUCACACUGUGUUUCAUAGCAAUUGAUCGCUACAAAAGGAUUUGCAAACCCUUUGACAAGCAGAUGUCAGUGAAACGAGCAAGACUGAUUUGUGGCAUAUGUGCGGGUCUUGGAGUUCUACUUGGAUGGCCAUCCGUGGCAUUGUAUACUGUAGAAAAUGUAGAUAUUAAUACGACAUAUGAAAAUGAACCUGUUGUUAUAACUGGGUAUGAUUGUACUUCUGUUAAAGCGGAAGUGUACUCUCCUUAUCUCUGGACGUACAGUGUAAUACAGUUUGUUGGGUUUCUCGGAAUCACUAUUGCCCUUGUCGUCUGCUACUUUCUUGUGGGGCGCCAAUUAUUCAAGCAUAAAAAAUUUCGAUUUUAUGUAGCUCAGAAUGGACUUCGGCGAACUGCAAGUGGUACUGUUACAUCCAUGACAACAUCGAACACUGAGUAUUCGUCUGACCCCGCAAUGACCUCUAUCCCUAUAGCCUCGAUACCAGAAGAAGAUGAAGACGAACUAGAGGAAGUUGAAUACGAAGGUCCGGAUGAUGACCCUCCUAUGAUGCAAGAAUCAAUUCCGGACCUACGCGAACUUUUGGAAUUAGAUGCAGGCGGUUUACCAGAUAUUGAUGAAGACAGACCGCCUUCUGCAUUGCGAGAUUUUCUUAGUGAAAGUGCCCCUAAUUCUAGUAGACUGAGUAGACCAAAUUCAAUUUUAACUGACAUUAGUGGAAGAUCUAAGGGUAGCAUAAUGACUGUAAGAAGUGUUGUAAUAUGCGACGAGAGUGAAAACCAAAUAUUUGACAUUGAGCCACGUGAUAGAAACGUUGCGCCAACAUGGCGACCAAGAAGUGCUCUUAGUGACUCCACGUGGUCAAACAGUAUCACCCGACCCGGAAGUGCUUGUAGUAUAAACACUAUUUCUCGUCCCUCUAGUGUCACAUCAUUGCAAAGCCUAACCGAAACUGAAAACUCUACUAACACAAAUACAAAGACACAUACACUUUUCGGCUCAACGAAAGCUUCGAGCCAGCUCAAAAGAACACGUAGUGAAGGGUUUACAGAUUCUCGUCCGGUUAAAAGGUCGGGUAGCAAUAGGAGUACAUCGAGCAAACCUGGUGGUAUAAGAAGAACUGUAAGCGAGGGGAGUGGUAUAAAAAGAACGAACAGUAACGGGAGUGUUUCAUCGCGUCUAAGACGCACCGGAAGUACCGAAAGUACGAAAAUGAACACCGACACAGAUAAUUUAAAAGACAUGCGAAUGAAAAUGCUCGAUAUCAAUACAAUAAAAUACACAUUUAUAAUGAUCAUUAUUGCUGUAGUGUUCAUAUGCAGCUGUGUACCGUAUUUGGGUUUAGCAGUUUGGCGCGUGUACGCAGACGAAAAUUUAGUAUAUGAAUUCAAUAAUGUGCAACUUGUGUGGUUCCAAAUUGGAAUUAGAUCAUAUUUUUUGAACUGUGCUAUCAAUCCGUUUAUAUACGGAUUUUUCAAUUCUCAGUUUAGAGCUUACUUUUAUAAGGCCUGUUGUUCAUGUUGUCAAGAUAAAGAAAAGGUCUCCGACACGGACGGAAAGUAAACUCGCCAUAAUCCAUAGCUCAUGUAUCUAUUUCUUUACUAAGAAACUGUACCUUACACCAAGCUCUGUAUCUACAUUACUUGUUGGAGAUAUUCAUUUGGACGGCCUUACGCAGUAUCCUAGCUAAUCAUCAAGAAGAAAAGAACAUGCUUUCAUAUAUAAUUAAAUACAUAAUACAAAU
This is a messenger RNA of Mercenaria mercenaria, 2444 nucleotides long. RefSeq lists its product as uncharacterized. The record is from RefSeq and is a predicted model, not a curated record. The transcript is spliced from 2 exons. Lineage: Eukaryota; Metazoa; Mollusca; Bivalvia; Venerida; Veneridae. Gene Ontology annotation, cellular component: membrane. The coding region runs from base 377 to 2263 and encodes 628 amino acids. Gene Ontology annotation, molecular function: G protein-coupled peptide receptor activity. Gene Ontology annotation, biological process: neuropeptide signaling pathway.